GACUCAGGUGACGUGGCGGGAGCAGCUGUGCUAGACUGGAGGGGAGGAGCCGGUACACCUGUGCUAGACUGGAGGGGAGGAGCCGGUACACCUGUGCUAGACUGGAGGGGAGGAGCCGGUACACCUGUGCAAGACUGGAGGGAGGAGAGCCGCUACACCCUGUGCAAGACUGCAGGGGAGGAGCCGGUACACCUGUGCAAGACUGGAGGGGAGGAGCCUGUACACCUGUGCAAGACUGGAGGGGAGGAGCCGCUACAUCUGUGCAAGACUGCAGGGGAGGAGCCGGUACACCUGUGCAAGACUGGAGGGGAGGAGCCGCUACACCUGUGCAAGACUGGAGAGGGGAGGAGCCGCUACACCUGUGCAAGACUGCAGGGGAGGAGCCGGUACACCUGUGCAAGACUGGAGGGGAGAGGAGUCGGUACACCUGUGCAAGACUGGAGGGGAGGAGUCGGUACACCUGUGCAAGACUGGAGGGGAGGAGCCGAUACACCUGUGCAAGACUGGAGGGGGGAGGAGCCGCUACACCUGUGAAAGACU
Messenger RNA from Staurois parvus, 540 nucleotides. The record is from the annotation of a GenBank genome assembly. NCBI's taxonomy places the organism in Eukaryota, Metazoa, Chordata, Amphibia, Anura, Ranidae.